AUGCAAAUAAUCAACACACACCUGACGAGCCUUCUCGGUACUCGCGUGCCAAUCGUAUCUGCCGCGAUGGCAGGUGCGGCUUCCACAGCCCUGGCGGUCGAAGUGACGCGCGGCGGCGGUUUCGGUUUCGUCGGUGCAGCGUUCGACGCCCCUGAGAAACUCGCGGCGGACCUGAAGGCGGCGCGGGCGUCCUUCCCCGACCUUGCGCCCACCGCGCCCACGCCGAUCGGCGUUGGGUUCAUCGGCUGGCUGCUCGACACGGACGAGGUGCGCGGCCGCGCGCUCCUGGCCGCGGCGCUCGCGAGCAACGUCGCCGCCAUCUGGCUCGCGUUCGGGGUCGACGUCCGCAAGUGGGUCGUCGCCGCGCGUUCGGGCGCGGUGUCUACAGGCGCGCCGCGGCCGCUCGUGUUCGUGCAGGUGACGUCGGUGGAGGAGGCUCGGGUCGCGGCGGAGGAGUGGGGCGUGGACGUCAUCGUUGCGCAAGGGAACGAGUCGGGCGGGCACGGCGGUGCGGCCGCGCCUCCCACUUUCACGCUCGUCUCCGAGGUCCUCGCGAAGCUCGGCCCGUCCGGUCCUCCCGUCCUCGCCGCAGGCGGGCUCGCCACGGGCGCGCAAAUUGCGUCGUGCCUCACCCUGGGCGCCGCGGGCGUCGUGCUCGGCACGCGCUACGUGCUCACGCCCGAGUCUGUGUACCCCGCAGAUGGCAAGGCGCGACUGCUGCGCGCGACGGGAACGGACACCGUGCGCACACUCACGCUCGACUACGCGCGCGGGACGUACGGGUGGCCGGCGGGCAUUGACGGGCGCGGGCUCCGGACCGCGAUCGUCGACGACAUCGAGAGUGGGGUGGAGCACGCGGAGGUGCAGGCAAAGUUCAAGGCGGGGGACGAGGGGUAUACAGUGACGUGGAGCGGGACGGGGGUCGGGUUGAUGGACGAGAUCAAGCCGGCGAAGCAACUCACGGAGGAGCUGCAUGGGGACGUCGUGAAGGCGUUGCAGCGCACACAGUCAUUUUUCGCGGUAUGA
Epithele typhae is the source of this 1026-nucleotide messenger RNA. Its product is annotated as 2-nitropropane dioxygenase. The transcript is spliced from 6 exons. Gene Ontology annotation, molecular function: nitronate monooxygenase activity. The coding region runs from base 1 to 1026 and encodes 341 amino acids. NCBI's taxonomy places the organism in Eukaryota, Fungi, Basidiomycota, Agaricomycetes, Polyporales, Epitheliaceae. The record is from RefSeq and is a predicted model, not a curated record.